AGCCUCAAAAGCAACUUCAGACUAAAAGAGCCUUCAUUUUUCUUCAGACGCAAGUGACUAAUAUUCUACACAAUGCAAGCCGUUCGUUGUUCAGCGUGUGCUGGCCGUAUUGCAGGUGUUCUGCAAAGACAGAUGAGCAAGAGAUUUACAAGUUCUGACACUGGUGUCUUCAGUAUACUGAAACCCAGCUCCCAGAAGCUGCAGGAAACUCCAAACAACACACACAUGAGCAGAGCCUCUUUAAGUGUUGGUCUGGGCCUCAAUACUGUCCCUUUCUCACAUCAAGUGGAAAAUCUCUCUCAUGACUUUCUGAUUAGAAAAGCUGCAUCAGUGGUGACAGACAGCUCCAGUACAUUUCUCUCCCAGACUACACUGGCCCUCAUAGACUCUCUUACAGAUUAUGCCAAGGCUGUCCAUACUCGCAUUGCUCUCCAAAGGCAGUACUUGGCCACUUUGGGAAAGCUAAGCCCUGCUGAGGACGAUUCACUUUGGCAGCUGAUAAACAACCUUCGUGCACAGGCUGCUGACAGACUAAGUCAAUGCAAACACUUCGAGUCAACUUGGAUCAAUGCCAUGAAUAUGUCAAAAAUGGCGGCCGAAGCAGCAUAUGUUUCAGGAGCGGAGCAAGCUUCUAUCACGAUAAGGACCAACAUCCAGCUGGCCCAGUCUCAGGUCGACGAGGCAAAGAAAGUGUCCACUGAAGCAGAUAAGAAACUGGCUGAAACUAAAGCAGAUGAGAUCCAGAGGAUGGCCGAAUAUCACGCUUUUCUCCAGAACAGUGAGCAUGAGGUGCACGAAGCGUAUCUUCGAGAAGACUAAGAGAGUUCAGAGCAUCCAGUCUGAAUGUAGCUUGUUAUGUGUAUGUUUUAGUUGUUUGUAAAAAAAAAAAAA
Messenger RNA from Periophthalmus magnuspinnatus, 891 nucleotides. Its product is annotated as diablo IAP-binding mitochondrial protein-like. Gene Ontology annotation, cellular component: mitochondrion. Bases 73 to 819 code for a protein of 248 amino acids. Gene Ontology annotation, biological process: intrinsic apoptotic signaling pathway in response to oxidative stress; neuron apoptotic process. The record is from RefSeq and is a predicted model, not a curated record. The transcript is spliced from 6 exons. NCBI's taxonomy places the organism in Eukaryota, Metazoa, Chordata, Actinopteri, Gobiiformes, Gobiidae.